UGGCCAUGGGGCUGCGGGGGCCCGGGGCUCGGCUGAGCUGAGGCGGCGGCGCCGGGCCGCACGCCCCGUGGGGCCGCCCCCGCACCCCGCCCGCCGGCGUCUGGCUCUCAUGAUGAUGAAGAAGAAGAAGUUUAAGUUUAAGGUGGACUUCGAGCUCGAGGAGCUCUCCUCGGUGCCCUUCGUCAACGGGGUCCUCUUCUGCAAGAUGCGGCUGCUGGACGGCGGCAGCUUCACCGCCGAGUCCCCCAGGGAGGUGGUGCAAGCAAACUGUGUUCACUGGAGGAAGAAGUUCUCGUUUAUGUGCAAAAUGAGUGCCAGUGCCACCACGGGCAUCCUCGAUCCUUGCAUCUACAGAGUAUCUGUGAGGAAGGAAUUAAAAGGUGGAAAAGCUUAUGCAAAGCUGGGCUUUGCAGAUCUAAACCUGGCAGAGUUUGCUGGAUCAGGAAAUACCACGCGUCGCUGUUUACUGGAAGGCUAUGAUACCAAAAAUACAAGACAGGAUAACUCCAUUCUUAAAGUUUUGAUCAGUAUGCAGCUGAUGUCUGGGGACCCAUGCUUUAAAACGCCUCCUUCUACAUCAAUGUCUAUACCGAUUGCUGGUGAAUCUGAAUCUCUGGAAGAAGAUAGAAAAGGUGGAGAGACUCUCAAAAUCCAUCUUGGAAUAGCAGAUCUGUCAGCAAAGAGUGCCUCUGUUCCAGACGAACUUGGUGCCUGUGGACAUUCUAGAACAUCAAGCUAUGCGAGCCAGCAGUCAAAAGUAUCAGGGUACAGCACAUGCCACUCCCGGUCAUCCAGCUUCUCUGAGCUCUGCCACAGGAGAAAUACCUCCGUGGGAAGUACGUCAACAGGAGUUGAAAGUAUUCUAGAACCGUGUGAUGAAAUUGAACAAAAAAUAGCUGAACCAACUGUCGAUACAGCUGAUAAAGAGGAUACAGCUUCAGAAAUACUCAACAGAUGCCCAGUGAAACAAGAUUCUGUAGAGUCUCAGCUGAAGCGAGUUGAUGACACCAGAGUGGAUGCAGAUGAUAUUGUGGAGAAAAUACUACAAAGUCAAGACUUUAGCCUAGAUUCCAGUGCAGAAGAAGAAGGACUGAGGUUAUUUGUGGGUCCUGGGGGGCGUGCAACCUUCGGUAGUCGGCAUCUUCCAAACAGCACGUUGCAGGGCCCAAAGGGUACAGCAAACACCUACAUCAACAAUCAACAACGAACUACAAUCAGGCGUGAUAGGAUGGGGUCUGGAGCUUAUGAACAAGUUGUGAUCAAACGCUAGAAGUCAAGCUGGUGAACUGAAGCCUCCCUGUGGGUUUAAGAUGUGGGCAAUUCAGUAAUCAAGGCACUUUACUCAAGUACUUAUGAGAAAAUGAACCUAUUAAAAAAAAUGAAGCACGUUCUUCUAUCAGGAGGAAAGCCAAGGGGCUGGCCCCCUGGCCAAGUGGUUAAGUUCCUGCAUUCUGCUUUGGCAGCUCAGGGUUUCGCUGGUUCGGAUCCUGGGCACGGACUUAGCACCACGCAUCAAGCCAUGCUGAGGCGGCAUCCCACAUAGCACAACCAGAAGGAGCUGCAACUAGAAUAUACAACUGUGUACUGGGGGGCUUUGGGGAGAAGAAGAAGGAAAAAAAUGAUUGGCAGCAGAUGUUAGCUCAGGUGCCAAUCUUUAAAAGAAAAAAAGAAAAAAAAGAGGAAAGCCAACACUGAGCUCUUCUCUGAAAGUGCCCACCGCUGUCCUUUCUCUGCCACCAAAAGGGAGCAUCCCGUGGUAGCAUCAAGGCAGCGUGCCAUGUGUCUGCAGGGACAUGGCUUCUGUGGUCGCUGCACAGGGUAUCAAAAAGCCCCCUUUUUCUUUCAAAACAUCCUGGUGGGGAAAACAGCUCUGUACAUCUGAGUCUAGUUUCAGUGUUGAAGUGUAAAACCUAUGAUAGAGAUGCUCAACAGAUUUGGGCUCUCAUUAUUUAAUUUUGUGUUUGAGAGAUAAUAAGUGAAAGUAAUUUAAACCCUGUAAACUCUGUCAAGAUAGUUAUAAUUCCUCUGAAGGAAACCUUCCAUAUUAUUCUGCCUAAAGUAUUGUACUAAGUUCAUUAACUCUUUCUGAUGUAAUAAUUGAUAUAAAGUGUGGGUGUUCAUGCUUUUGGAAAAUGUUAUACUACAAUUUAAAUGUGUAGAAUGCUUAAUAAUUCUAAACGUAUCAGUCAUAGAUCGAAUAACAAGUAUGUUUAAGUCGGAGAUACAUGAAUGGGUAUAAUGCCAUCAUUAUGCAGUCUGUAUUGUUACUUAUUGCAGGACUCCCACUAGACUAUAUAAGAGAUUCAAGACAAGUCUAAUAAUCGAUAUGUUAGGCUACCAGAAGGCACCCUAACAUAAGAGCCGUUUUAUCUAACUGAGUAACGUCUGCUGAUUUCAGAGUCAAAAUUUAGAACAACAGGAGGAAAACUGUGAUGUGGGCAGAAACAGAGCAGCCUUUUCCCUGUAAGCUGAGACUUAUCUGAAACUGAAACUUAUUCCAUGGAGGUGGUGGAUAGAAGACAGGACAGCUGCAUGAUGUCUCUGCCGUGGACCUGUGGUUUUCUGUUUUAGCGCCCCUUGAUCAGAUGCUCUUUUCCCUUCUUUACUAUGUCAGAAGUUCAUUGUUUUGAGGUAAGAACGGAGUAUAACAUGCAUCACAUAGAGCUUUUAAAACAGUGUCUGAUCUGGAUCAGGAUUUACAGCCCAGCAGAGGAACCUUAGGAGUUUUUCUGGUCUUACAUCACAGUUUCUGUGUGCAACGAUCUCAGCCAUCAUGGAAUCACUUGGUCCCUGAAGAAAAAUGUAGAUUGUACAGAACCAGUAAUACCCAGUCCUUCCUUUCACCAUGUCCAAGAAAGGUAAUAUGUUAGAAUAGAAUUGCUUUGGUCUAGGUAUUUUCAUGUUGGCAACAUAAGGGGAAAAAUAUAUUAUUUUUAAGAAAAUAUUAUUUUAAUAUCCAAAUUUAGAGAUAUGGAAAAUUUUCCAUAGUUCAGGUUAGGGCUUUUGUUUUUUAAUAUGUCAAGGAUCAGGUAUUCCAAAUUAAUCCAACACUACUUUUACAACAAACAGAUUCUGAGAUUUUUAAAGAGAUGACACUCUAGUUUAGAACAUUUGAAUGUUGAGAGAGAAGGUUUUUUGAGUCAUGCAUUACACUUUAUUUAAGAUUUGUUUUAAAGAAAAUAAAAUUGACCCGAACAUUUUAUUCUACCCAAGAAAAAUGUUAUCUUAAAUGGUAAAGACUUGCUGUCUGAAUAAACAAGUGAUCUAUUCAUUAUGUAUUAUGGGGGAAAAAAAUCAAAGUUUUUAAUAGAGAUACGAAGAUAUUGUUUAGAGAGAUAUUUAUUACGACAUGUUUUAAAAACAUAUUUUUCUAUUUUAAAUAUUAUUUGUAGGCUAUAUUUUUUAUUGGCGCUUCUGCAAAUGAUUUUGCAGUUUUGAAAAUGAUAAUAGAAAUAGGUUGUAAGGAGGUUCAGUGAGGACAUUCUUCAGAUGUGUCAAAGGUGCUGUCAUCCGGGCACUGCCCUUCUUACUCAUCCUUGGCUGCUCCUGGCCCAAUACUUUUAUACAAGACUAGCUGUCGGUAUUGAAAAUGAUAUAGAAUUAUUAUUUAAAAACAAAAUGUGGAGAGAUUUUGAAAAGCAUAAAAAUCAUACCUUUAUAAUUUUAGCAGCCACCAGAUACAUCUUGAUUUAUGCGGUAUAUAACAAACAUUUUAAUAAAUAGAAACAUGGAUUAGGAAGAGAAAAGAUGGCAACAUCCUGUGUAGUCAGUGAAAGUCUGGAUUUAUUCUACCCUAUUUUGUGUUCCAUCAGCAUACUUCACAAUCAUAUUUCAUUACAGUCCUUCAAAAUAUUUGUUAAAGGUUGCCUACGUGUCACCUUACUUUCUAGUUUUUCUUUUUUUAGAGCAUGUGCUGUUAAGAUCUUAACCAUAUAGCUAUUGAAAAAAAUCUGCUUAUUAAAUACCAAAUCCACUUUUGGUUCCAGUUUGAGUUUAGAAAUUCAAAUUUAAAACAUUAGAUCUCAGUAAAUUGACUUUUAAGUAUUUAACUCAAAUUUCAAAUUACCCAGUCUCAGAGAAUUUGCAGAUGUAUAACAUUUUCUUUUUCUAAUCCUGUUCCAGAGAAAAAGAUUAAUGGUAUUUUAAAGCUAUAUAUUUAUGAUCAGAUAAGGAGGAGUCUUAAAUACCUUGUUUGAGGGAAAUACAGAGGCUGGUCAGGAGCCCACUUCCUGUGACUUGUGCUGCUGUCCGAGACCAGAGAGGAUGUGAAGGGUGCAAAGGGCAGAGAAGGCCCUGGGCCAUCGGGUUACCCUUUGCUGGUUAACUCCUCUUUGUGUGGUGUUGAAGGCUCCUGUAUACAAACAACUAAUGUGGAUUAGUACUUAUAAUCUGAGAAAGUCUUGACCAAGAAUCCUAAAGUACACCAUCCCAUUCCAGUAAAAUACUGUCAGAGUAGUGAUAUCCAAAGUAGAUUCUUCUGUAUGUGCUUUUUUUUUUCAUGAAAACUGUGAGCCACAGAGGUCCACCACUUAGUCCAUUUGUUGCAAAAGGAAAUAAGUCUCCUACUAGCCUCCAGUCAAAACAUAUUCAGAUAGCAAUGAGUUUUAAUAAAUGAAAACAUCCAGAAGUAAUUUUAGACUUUGAGAUUUCAUGCUAACUAGACCACUUUGCAAGCUCAAGCUGACAGUACUAUUAAAUACUUCAUUGAAGUACUCUGAAGUGUUAGGCUUCCAGUAUAUAUAAUAAUGCUCUGAAAGAGACUGGGCUCAUAUGAUGGGGUUGCAUUAUAUUUGAACAGGUCUUUAACUAGGGCAGUUCAGAAGUUAUGCUUGGUCAGUUCUCCUAGAUGGUACGUCAUGUGAAUAUCAUCAAGUGCUGUAGUUGAAAUUGUGUUAUGCCACUACUCAUAUGUUGGCUUAGGUACUGUGCAUAAUUUUAAUAGCUGAGAUGUUAAAGAAUAUGAAGUCUAAAAAUGUAAAGGAUGAAAUAUGCCUAUAUUAACCCUAUUUUAAGACUGCUCUGGAAAUAAAGGCCUUAUUAUUCCCUUAUAUAUGUGACUUUUCAUAGGAUAAUAUAUACACAGUAUAUUUUAAAUGGUUGUGUGGGUGGUCUCUAGCUACUCCCUGUAUGACAAACUUGGCAAAAUUUUUAAUUUACAUGGACAUCAUACUCUGCAUUUACAAAUGUUUAUUUUCAUCUUAUGGAUAUAACAAAGAAAAUUCUAUUCCUGAUAUUCAUUGACCAAAUCUCAUGCGGAGGAAGACAUUUAGGGUAUAUUCAGUUUGAUUGUUUUUUGGAAAUUCAUCUGAUUUUUUGGAUCACCUUCCUCUGAUGCAUUUACUUGAUCCUCUGAAAGCUGAUACAGUUGUAGUAAUCAUGUAAAUGUUUAAGAAAAAAAUAUUGACUGAAGUGAUUCCAUUAGUAUUCUGUGCUGAUACUUGGAGAAUGACCUUCAUAUUUAUAUAUUUCUUUGUUUUAACUGUACAACUAUAAAUACAGGAAAUGUUUCCCUUUUUUUUUUACAAAAAAUAAUUUUUUAUUGUAAAGUAUUUGUAAUAAUGUAAAGGUGAAUCUUAUACAUGUUCAAUAAAAAUUAUCUUAAGUUUA
Messenger RNA from Equus caballus (horse), 5607 nucleotides. The record is from RefSeq and is a predicted model, not a curated record. Lineage: Eukaryota; Metazoa; Chordata; Mammalia; Perissodactyla; Equidae.